Messenger RNA from Cicer arietinum (chickpea), 2128 nucleotides. Its product is annotated as transcription factor MYB106. NCBI's taxonomy places the organism in Eukaryota, Viridiplantae, Streptophyta, Magnoliopsida, Fabales, Fabaceae. The record is from RefSeq and is a predicted model, not a curated record.
CAUUAACAUAUACACAGUUAAAUUAAUUAGUUUAAUGUCCCAUUUAUUCCGCUGACCUUUCUUCUCUGUCCAUCUCUUCAUUUACUACUAACUCUCAUUGUCCUUCUUUCUUUUUUCUUCUAUAUAAGUUUCUUUAUUUUUUUCCUUCUCUUCUUUGUUGUGUGCUAUAUAAAUAAGUUCAAAAGCCACUAUACUCUUUAGUGUUUCAAAUGGGAAGAUCACCAUGUUGUGACAAAGUUGGUUUAAAGAAAGGACCAUGGACUCCAGAAGAAGAUCAAAAACUCUUAGCUUAUAUUGAAGAACAUGGUCAUGGAAGUUGGCGUGCUUUGCCAUCUAAAGCUGGACUUCAAAGAUGUGGAAAGAGUUGCAGAUUGAGAUGGACCAACUAUCUUAGGCCUGAUAUUAAGAGAGGAAAAUUCAGUUUGCAAGAAGAACAAACCAUUAUUCAACUUCAUGCUCUCUUAGGGAACAGGUGGUCAGCUAUAGCUACACACUUACCAAAGAGAACAGAUAAUGAAAUAAAAAAUUAUUGGAACACACAUCUUAAGAAAAGGUUAACAAAAAUGGGAAUUGACCCAAUUACUCACAAGCCAAAAAAUGAUACUCUUGUUUCAAAUGAUGGUCAAUCAAAAACAGCUGCAAAUCUUAGUCACAUGGCCCAAUGGGAAAGUGCUCGUCUUGAAGCUGAAGCUAGACUUGUUAGAGAAUCAAAAAUUCGUUCACAUUCAAUUCAUAAUCACCAACUUGGAAAUUCUCAUCAUUUGUUUGCAUCUUCAUCUUCAAACAACAAGAACAAAGAAGAAGAUGAACAAACAUUGCUAUUUACACCCCCUUCUAUGGUUUCAUCAUCACAUUCUCUUGAUGUGUUUAAGGUUUGGAAUAAUAAUAAUAAUAAUGGAGGAUGGUUAAGGGCUUCAAAUGAUCAAGGAAACAAUCUUGAGUCUCCUACUUCUACUUUAUCUUUUAAUGAGAAUGUUCCACCAACUAUGACUAGUGAUGGAGUUGGGGGUGCAAAUAACAACAUCAAUGAUCAUAAUGAAAAUGCAAAUAACAAUAAUGAAAAUGAAAAUGUAGUAUCUAUGAUUGAAUUUGUAGGGACUAAUUCAAGUUCAUGUGAGACAGGAGUUGUGAAAGAAGAAGGUGGUGAUGAUCAUCAUGAUAUUCAAUGGAAAGGUUAUGAAAAUUCAUUGACUUUUACAUCUAAUCUUCAUGAGUUGACUAUGUCAAUGGAAGGAGAAUUGAGUUUACAUCAUGGAGGUGUUGUUGGAGAUGAUGUCAUUGCUGAAGAAGGGUUUACUAACCUUCUUCUUAAAACAAACUCGGAAGAUUUGAGUUUGUCAGAUAGUGGAGGAGAAUCUAACACCGGUGAUGGCGAUGGUCGAAGUGGUAGUGAAUUCUACGAAGAUAACAAUAACUAUUGGAAUAGUAUUCUUAAUUUAGUCAAUUCUUCUCCCUCUCAUUCACCAAUGUUUUGAUAAGAUUUUUAGCUAUGCAUUGUGCUUAUAGAUAUAAUCAAUCAAAAGUUUAUGAUAUAUUAAAGUAUUAAUAUAAAUAUUAUAAAAAUAAUUCUACGGCUCUAUAAUAAGUCCAAUUUCAUUUUAUCUCUCAUAUUAGUGUAAUGGAUGAGAUUUUUAAUUUCAUCUCUCAUUUUAAAGUAUUAAUUUUUUAGUCGUUAGACGAUGAAAUUGGACUUAAUGUAGAAUUGUACAAAUCUAGAUUUCUAUGGUUGUGCAAUUAAUAUAGUCUCAUUUUAGUUACAUUAAUCUAAUGGCUAAGAGUUACACUUGUUGCAGGACCGUAGAAGAUCAAAGUUGUAUUGAAAUAGUAUGAAAUUAUUUAUAUCUUGAACUUUUGAUUGAUUUUAACUAAUAGGCACUCUGUAUUUUGGUUCAUAUAUAGUAUAUGUUUAAGAUGUAUGUGAGUCACAUAAAUAUAUAGCAUAUUCUUCAAAUUCAAAUUUUUGUCAAAUGCCAUUGAUUUUCCUCUACAUAGUGGUUUAUUAUUGAUGGUUUACUAGAGACCUUACCUAUAAAUGUAUAUGUAUUUGUAAUUGUGUAAAAGUAAAUGAGGUACUCUUAUGAGAAAAAAUAAGUCUAUGAUAGCAUCCAUCAUCAAAUGUUCAUAUCAA